Linum trigynum is the source of this 1426-nucleotide messenger RNA. Lineage: Eukaryota; Viridiplantae; Streptophyta; Magnoliopsida; Malpighiales; Linaceae. The record is from the annotation of a GenBank genome assembly.
UGGCAGCUCCAUAAGAAGAUUAUAUGCUUCAAGAAGAUCACUAGUCAUAAAGGGGAGGACAUUGCACAAGUGGUGCUGACGUGUUUGAAUGAGUGGGAUUUGAAGAAUGUACUUUGUUGCACAGUUGAUAAUGCUUCGGCUAAUGAUGCAGCUGUUUUCCAUAUGAGGGAGAAAUUUGAAGAAUGGGGGACAAGCAUCUCAGGGGGGAGAUACCUACACAUGCGUUGUGUAGCCCAUAUCACUAAUUUGGUUGUUUCUGAUGGCUUAGAUGAGAUUGGGGUAUCAGUGAGAAGGGUUAGAGAAGCUGUGAGGUGGAUUACUGCCUCGCCAUCUAGAGAAUAGACAUGGAAUAGAGCAACCAAGAGCAUGAACAUCCAGUGCAAGAGAUCACUAAGUCUUGAUGUACCAACAAGGUGGAACUCAACAUAUCUAAUGUUAGAGUCCGCUGAACCAUUCGAGAUUGCUUUUCCAGUUUAUGCAGGGAUGUUGCCUGCAUUUGAGACUGAGUUAAACAAAAUCAUGCACUGUGGUGAGGUUGUUGGUUCACCUGGACCGGAGGAUUGGGAAAAUGUGCGUUGGAUGAUGGAAUACUUGAAGAAGUUCUAUGAUUUGACUUGUCUUGUCUCUGGCACCUCGUAUGUGACAUCUCAUCUAUUCUUCAAAGAGAUGUGUGAUAUAUUUGAUCACAUAGCUAAUGUGGGAAAACAUCAAGAUCCUAAGGUUAGAUCAAUGGCCGUACGAAUGAGGUCAAAGGUUGCUAAGUAUUGGGAUGAGGAAGCAAUGGGUAACUACAGGAUGAACAAGAUCCUAUACAUAGCUGCGGCUUUGGAUCCACGACAAAAACUGAAGCAUGUCCAAAAAUGUUUGAAGAAAGUGUACGGAGUGGAAAGGGCGGCUUCGAUGGUGGCCGAAUUGAAAGGGUUGUUUUCUGAACUCUUUGAGUAUUACAAGAAUUUGUUGCUUCCACCUCGUCCAAGGAUGAACUCCAACUCUCAAGACUCUUCUACACAUUCUCGAAGUCAGGCUACGGUUAAUAUUGAUGUUAGAAGGCUAUCAAAUCGUGGUUCAUGUAGUGCUAUAGAAGAUAGUGAUGAGGAAGGAGACGACAAUGAUGUUUCUGAUUUGACACUCUAUUUGACUGAGAGUCAAUUCAAGGAGAAGCAACAAGAAGAUAAUGGUUCGGUUGUGGACUCCUUCGAUAUUCUUAAGUGGUGGUCAACUCAUGGUUUGCGAUUUCCUGUUUUGGCUGAAAUUGCUCGGGAUGUAUUGGCCAUCCCAAUAUCAACUGUUGCUUCCGAGUCGGCUUUUAGCACAGGAGGAAGGGUUCUAAACGAGUUUAGAAGUUCUUUGGCUCCCUAGAUGGUUGAGGCUUUGAUUUGUGGUGCUGAUUGAUUGAGAAGAACAACAAUAUAAUUUUAAUCGAUGA